Molecule: messenger RNA, 1126 nt
Organism: Mandrillus leucophaeus (drill)
Lineage: Eukaryota; Metazoa; Chordata; Mammalia; Primates; Cercopithecidae
Gene: FAM240A
Exons: 3
Coding region: 250-501 (83 amino acids)
Source: RefSeq, a predicted model, not a curated record
CAGUGUAAGCCAAAAGCCUCUUUUUAAAAAGCAGCUCUCAGAUUUCUCAAUUUGAGUUUAAUACUCUGGGUAACUGAGACUUGGGAAAUCAAAUUGCUGGCACAGCGUUAAGGCUCACAAGGGACAAAUGUUCCUUUGUUCCCGUCGAUUUGCCGAAUGUGAGUUGGCUCCUGGGGCAGCACAGAUGCCUCACAGGCGGUCAAGUGCGACACAUUUGGUUUGACCGAAUCAGUGUCUUCACAGCCCUUCAUGCGGUUGUUCUCUGGGAUGAACAAUCAAUACACCCGUCGGGAGGUCUUCUGCCGGAACACCUGCCAUGAUCUCAAACGUUUCUGGGAAAGGGAAAUUGGUAAACAGACUUACUACCGAGAAUCGGAAGAACAUCGUCUGGGAAGAAGCGCACUGAGAAAGCUCAGAGAAGAAUGGAAGCAGAAGCUGGAAACUAAGCUGAGGCUGCGGAACAAUCCAGAGGACACUGAAAAGCGGACAAAUGUUGGCUGAGAGCUUCCUGCUUCAGUGACACAAGAAGAUGCAAAACACUGAGGUCACUUUGCUAGGAGAAGUCAAUGCAAAUCCCUGAGUCCCUUUGCUAUACCUGUCAGCCCUCACACUAUUGUUUCCCUACCUCAGAGAGGAUUUACCUGUAAAUGCUUUCCCAGUGCUUGAUGGCAGUUAUUGGUCAAGUCAGUCCUCUCCAGUGCAUGGGCGCCAGGUUAUUAUCCCAAAUGUCUCUAAAGAUAGCUUAUUUAAUAUCGAAGCUCCAUGCAGCACUCCUUGCUUCUAUAUAAUUAUCUUCUAAUUUUGAAAUCCAAAUAUUUUAAACUCUAAACACACCAAGAGGAAUCCUCAACCUUCAUGGUCAAACUUUAAACAUUGCACAGUGGUAAUGCCCCACCAUUUCACCUAGGAAACACAGCUUUAUGGAAUUCUUGUUUUCUUUUUAUAAGAAGAGAAAUGCACCUAUCUGCAGAAAUUAAAAAAAUUAUCAAUAGUCAAAGUAUAGUUUGAAAAUAAAUUAAUCUAAUAUUCUUUUUUCUUCAUAUAAACUUAAUUGGCUUUUUCAAAAAUAUGUUUACCAAGAAUAAUAUCAGAAUAAUUUUAAUAAAGCUUGGUUAUCCUGUCAUCA